CCUCCUAAGCACCGUACAAUGAUCUACGCGUUUGACAGGGCUUUCGAAGGUUCUUUCUCUGUCCUUUGCUGUGCCUUUGGUUGGGAUCUUGUUUGAGAAGAUGUUUGGGUAUGACACAAAAGGUAUUGAUCCUUUGAAAGGUCCGUCUGUGCGUGUAGCUGAGGCUCUCUCCAAGGGGCUUUUGUCUAUGAUGGCUGUUCCCUUUGGACUCUCUUGUCUCUCUUACACGCCUCUGCAGUUCUAUUCUUUAAAUUUUGUAGCAUUGUUGGAAACUGGAAACAUUCUUCAUUCUUCAUUCUUCAUUUGAUGAAGAACUUGUUUUGAAGGCAAGUUGAUACUAUUCUAUUACUACAAUCAAGACAUUUUGGCAUCAAUCUUUAGUGCAAUGGUUUUUAUGAUACUGUUUGUUAUCUUCUACUUUUUUAUUCCUAUAAAAGUCUUAUGUUGACGGUGGAUUUACAUAAGUUUUUCUUGCAGAGAAAAGCUGAAGAGAUUAAACCGUAUUUAAAUGGACGAUCUAUGUAUCUUGUUGGAAUGAUGGGUUCCGGGAAGACUGACAGUUGGAAAGAUAAUGGCAAGAGAGCACUUGUUUAUACAUUCUUUGAUUGUGACACAUUGAUCGAGGAGGCGAUGAAUGGAACUUCUGUAGCUGAGAUAUUUGAGAAUUUCGGUGAGAGUGUCUUCAGAGAGAAAGAGACCGAGGCAUUAAAGAAGAUCUCUCUGAUGUACCACCAAGUUGUUGUGUCAAAAGGUGGAGGUGCGGUUAUAAGACCCAUUAACUGGAAGUAUAUGCAUAAAGGUAUUAGCAUUUGGCUUGAUGUUCCGAGAAUUGCUGCUGUAGGAACUAAUUCAAGACCAUUGUUACAUGAUGAUGAGUCAGGAGGAGGCCCAUACACAGUGGCUUUAACCCGUCUUUCAACUAUAUGGGAAGCACGCGGUGAAGCAUACACUAACGCAAGCGCGAGAGUCUCCUUGGAGAGUAUGGUCCUUAUUCACUUUCCAUGUUCUAUUAUAGCUUUCCACAAUCUCUCAGCCCAUAUUGUGACUAGUUUACUCCAAAUUGGUCAGAUAUUACAUCAAAGCUCGGGUAUAGAAAAGUCUCAGAUCUUACACCAACUGAAAUCGCCAUUGAGGUACGCCGCAGAACCUCUAUGCUCCUAUUCAUUUAUGUACAAUUCAGUUUGUUAGUUUUGAUAACUUCUAACUGCUCAAUUAUUCAUAUUCAUCAUCAGGCCUUUGAGCUUUCUAAAUAAAGAGGACAGUCCGGAUGACUUCUAGUUGGAGACGGUUAAGUUUCUCCCCCGCAACAUCUGGUCAGUUUAAGUGUUCUUGUUCCAUCAGAAGAGCUUGUGUGUGCCUAGUUUUGACUGCUGUGUACAGUGUAUAUGAUUGAAUAAUGCCUGUUUGUUUGAUUUCUUUGUCAUCUGGACCAAAAGAUGGGAAAUAAGCCAUUUGAAUUUUAUAAUAAGAGAAUUUUCUGCAAGUUCAUCAUUGAGUCAUUAGGAAGUAGAAAACCAACUAUAUGUACACCAUAAAAAAAAAGCCACCACCAACCUACAAUC
Messenger RNA from Brassica napus (rape), 1562 nucleotides. RefSeq names its product shikimate kinase 2, chloroplastic-like. The record is from RefSeq and is a predicted model, not a curated record. Gene Ontology annotation, cellular component: chloroplast. Lineage: Eukaryota; Viridiplantae; Streptophyta; Magnoliopsida; Brassicales; Brassicaceae. The transcript has 6 exons. Gene Ontology annotation, molecular function: shikimate kinase activity. Bases 442 to 1188 code for a protein of 248 amino acids.